Brachypodium distachyon (stiff brome) is the source of this 1435-nucleotide messenger RNA. RefSeq names its product 2-alkenal reductase (NADP(+)-dependent). The transcript has 5 exons. Lineage: Eukaryota; Viridiplantae; Streptophyta; Magnoliopsida; Poales; Poaceae. Bases 219 to 1256 code for a protein of 345 amino acids. The record is from RefSeq and is a predicted model, not a curated record. Gene Ontology annotation, molecular function: 2-alkenal reductase [NAD(P)H] activity.
AACCGUUUCACGUCACUCUCCGGGCGCCCAGCUUUCCUUCACCACCGCUCCAGAUUGCUCCAGAUACAUCCUAUCCCCGGCGGCCCCCGGCAGUCAUAUCACAAAGACAACAUACGUACGUACUGCCAGGGCCUAUCCCCGGCGGUUCACCCACAACCUUGAUUACAUCGAAUCGGUUCCAGGAGACGAGGAGUUCGGCGGUAAUCAAGGGGGAAGCAAUGGCGGCGGCGGCGGAGGUGAGCAACAGGAGGGUGACCCUGAAGCGGCACGUGACGGGGUUCCCCACGGAGGCCGACAUGGAGGUCGUCGUCGCGCCGGCCGUCGCCGUGCCGCCGGGCUCGAGAUCGGUGAUGCUGAAGAAUCUCUACCUCUCCUGCGACCCGUACAUGCGCAGCCGGAUGUCCAGGCACCUGGAACCCAGCUACGUCCCGGACUUCGUCCCAGGGGAGGUUAUGGCUACAUUUGGCGUCAGCAAGGUGGUGGCAUCAGGGCACCCGGAUUACCAGGAAGGCGAUCUCGUAUGGGGAAUGACCGCGUGUGAAGAGUACACUCUGGUCGCUAAUCCAGAGUCACUUUUCAAGAUCAACCAUCCCGAAUUGCCACUCUCCUACUACACUGGUGUUCUCGGCAUGCCUGGCCUUACUGCAUAUGCUGGGUUUUUUGAGGUUGCCAAGCCUAAGAAGGGUGACUAUGUCUUCGUCUCGGCAGCAUCAGGCGCUGUUGGGCAAAUUGUCGGGCAGCUUGCAAAGAUCACAGGAUGCUAUGUGGUCGGUAGUGCCGGUUCCGAUGAGAAGGUCAACCUACUAAAAACCAAGUUUGGAUUUGACGAUGCCUUCAACUACAAGAAGGAGCAGGACCUCAACGCCGCGCUCAAGAGGUGCUUCCCGGAGGGCAUCGACAUCUACUUCGAGAACGUGGGCGGCGCGAUGCUGGACGCGGUGCUGCUCAACAUGCGGAAUCACGGCCGGAUCGCCGUGUGCGGGCUGAUCUCGCAGUACAACCUGGAGCAACCCGAGGGCGUGCGGAACCUCUUCUGCAUCGUCGCCAAGCGCAUCCGCAUGGAGGGGUUCAUGGUGCCGGAGUACUUUGGCAACUACCGCAAGUUCGAGGAGGAGAUGGCCGGGUACCUCAAGGAAGGGAAGAUCACCUACGUGGAGGAUGUCGCAGAGGGGAUCGAGAGUGUGCCGGCCGCGCUCAUCGGGCUCUUCUACGGGCGCAAUGUCGGAAAGCAGCUCGUGGCUGUCGCGCGGGAAUAAUAUGGCAUUUUGCCAGUAUGCCAGGAUCGAGUACUUACUGAUAAACAAUCAGCGUUCUAAAUUAGAAUGCAGGAUUCAGAUGCAGAUCAGUAAACUACACCAAUUAAUUUGGAACAGGAACAGUGAUGUGUGAACUCGAACAAAAGUACUACUAUAUGGACAUUUUUAUUGACUGUGUU